Molecule: messenger RNA, 1959 nt
Organism: Synchytrium microbalum
Lineage: Eukaryota; Fungi; Chytridiomycota; Chytridiomycetes; Synchytriales; Synchytriaceae
Exons: 9
Coding region: 1-1959 (652 amino acids)
Biological process (GO): activation of GTPase activity; intracellular protein transport
Molecular function (GO): GTPase activator activity
Source: RefSeq, a predicted model, not a curated record
AUGAAAUAUUCAAUCAAGAUUGCAAGAUUCGAACUGCUUGUUUCGAAAGAUGUUCCUGCGACUGAAACGUUUGAAUCCUUCCGCUUGCUAUGUCUUUUUGGAGGAGCUCCCGAUGAAGCUGGCAUAAGGCCUCGUUGCUGGAAGUUAUUACUGAAUUACCUGCCAUUUGAAGACCGUGCCUCAUGGGACCAAAUCCUCAAGACGAAACGAACAGUAUACUAUGAUUUCGUACGAGAACUCGCUGCCAACAACUCGCAUGAAGAACCAGCUAAAGAUCAUCCUUUAAAAACUGGUGGCAAAUGGCAGGCUUGGUUUGAUGAAGGCAAGGUGCUGGAUCAGAUAGAUAAAGAUGUUAGGAGGACGUUGCCGGAUAUGGGUUUCUUUCAGAGACAAGUUCCACCAUCAAUUUACUCACCACUUACUUGUGGUCCAACUCAACAACCGGACGAAGGAGCAUACGAAGGAAUACCAAACCGACGAAACCUGUUCAAGAGAUUAGCAUCAACCAGAGAUGAUGUGGAAUUUGGUGCAAGAACGAGAAAGAAUGUUACCAACAUGAAUGGAGAUGUCGAGGAAAGUGAUGAGCCUGAAUAUGAUCUUCAUUGGGAGGCAAUUGAGAGGCUACUCUUCAUAUUCGCAAGACUGAACUCUGGAAUUGGUUACAUCCAGGGCAUGAACGAACUCCUCGGCCCAAUCUACUUUGUCCUCGCAUCGGAUUCAGAUCUAGCUAUGUCAUCACACGCAGAAGCAGAUUCAUUCUACCUGUUUAGUACACUUAUGGAAGAGUUUAGAGACCACUACAAUCGCUCGUUAGAUAACAUUAAACCAACACCAUCUCGGUCUUCGUCUGCUACUCCAUCGACGACUUCUGCUUCGUCAAGAAAGACUGUCGCCGCGACAGAGUCAGUUGAUUCGUCAUCGAUACCGGGCAAUAAUGGUAUUGGAGCAUCAAUGGAACGGUUGAUGAAGAAACUUGAGGAGGUUGAUUCGGAGUUGUAUGAUAAUUUGCAAGACAAAUCAAUCCACGCAGCCUUCUUCGGAUUCCGCUGGCUCGCUGUGCUUCUCACACAAGAAUUCGAGCUGCCUGACGUGAUACGGCUGUGGGAUUCUUUAUUUGCUGAUAUCGCAUUGGACAUUCGAGCACAGCAACCGCACAACGGACUUAAAAGGAAGAAAUUUGAAUUCUUGAUUACGUUUUGUUGUAGUAUGUUGAUAUGUAUAAGAGACCAACUCCUCCAAUCCGAAUUCCCACAAACCGUAAAACUAUUACAAUCAUACCCGAUACGAGACGUUGAGGUCGUGUUACGGCAAGCAUAUGCUCUAACACCCAACUCAAUGCCUCCUGGGUCUCCAGAAGCACCGAUGUCCCCCGUAUCAGAUGCCACAAGUGUAGAUGUAGAUCCUCUUAGGCUGUCUAGGACUCCAUCGCCAAUAAGGCGGUUUAGUGAACAGAUUGGGAAUUUCUUUGUUACGUCUUGGAAUAGUAGUGUUAACGGAAGUGUGGGUGCUAUGCCUGUACAAUCUAGUGGUCCCGAUAACGGUAUCGUAAACAUUAACGGUAGUAGCACAUCACCUCCUAAAGCCCAUGAAGAACCAAUAGUGUCUGUAGCAAACCCAUCACCGAAACGGUCUUGGGCUUCGUUAUUGGCUCGACCUGAUAACAUUAAAUCCAAACCCAGCACUGCUGCCAGUAGUAGUGUAAAAGUCGACGCAGGUCACGCUGAACAAAGUAAUGGGACGACAGAAGAAAUAAAAUCAUCAACAACAUCAACAACCCCAGAUUCAGCAACAUCUGAACAACGAGCGUUAUCAUCACCACGUAUUCAAUCUAUCGCAUCAUGGUUUCCGAGAAUGAGCAUAUCUGGUACAUCCCCAACAAAGACUGCUGACAAACCAAGGAGUUUAGUAGAGAUCGUCAAAACUACAGAGGAUGUGGUGUUGUUUGAUUCAGACAAUUAG